AUGCCUUCUACUACGCCCACCAUCGUCUUCUUGUCUGCUGAAGACCUUGAUCAGCUCCGCGUCUGCAUCAAGUCCCGUGGCCUACAGGAAAAGCUCUCUGCUAUGAAUAACCCUCACGGCGCCACCCUCAUGACCGUCACUCUCAAUACUACUCAACGUCUCCUCUCCAUGUUCGAGGGCGAUGCAAGAAAGAAGCUUCAACUCUAUCUCAACGAUCCCACUCCAUCCGCUACGUUUACCACCAUCCAGUCCGUUCCUCUGAGACGUGACCAACGCAGAGAGGUUCACAAUCUCAUUCGUCAACUCUCGAACAGCAAACUCGACUCCGGUCUUGACAACCAGACUUCUCGCAUCGAUGUCUUUGUCAGAAACACUAUAUCUCAAUACCACAAGCAAGAGAACCAGCGUCCUCGCGUCCCUCGCCAGCAAAACACUCAACAACAGCGUGCUCCUACUAGGGCAUUUCCUUACCAUAACACCAAUGCCACACGCAACGCUCCUCGCAACAAGUUGGCCACAAGAGGUACCGCCCCUCGCGCAGCUCCUUCCGUCCCGCUCACUGCUGAACAACAGGCAAAGGUGGAUGUCUGGAUCGAGACGCCUGCUCAAAUCGCUGCACGGGAGGAGGCUGCCGCCGAAGCUCGUGCUAAGCGUCGCAAUGCACCUCCCACCAAAUUCAAGUCCGUUGAUUGGGUGUCGCUCGUCGAUGCGACUUUCAAGAGCACUGCCAAGGAGACAGGACCUGAGUUGACUCCCGAAGAGCUUGCUCAACGUGCAGAGCGCAGAAAGAAGGCACUUCCACCUCACAUGCGUGGUGCCGCAUUCCAGGCCCAGAACGAUGAGUAA
Aureobasidium vineae is the source of this 846-nucleotide messenger RNA. NCBI's taxonomy places the organism in Eukaryota, Fungi, Ascomycota, Dothideomycetes, Dothideales, Saccotheciaceae. The record is from the annotation of a GenBank genome assembly.